AUGGCCAACAUUGAGCAACAUUUCAAUCAGCGCGCGCAGCCGGACUUCUACAUUAAGACGAUCGGCAAGACACUGGAAGCGCACUGCGACGUACUGUGUGUGAAGUCGCGCUGGUUCGCACAGCAGUACCGCGAACGCUUCGAGCCGAGCAAGGUGAAGACUGCGCUCGCCAAGAACCCUUUCAAGCGCGCCGCAACCCCCUCGUCUACCCCGAAGGUCAUCGAUUGCUCCGACAACCCAAUCCUCCCAUUCCAGGCGUUCUUCAACUGGUGCUACACCGGCACUUACACCUACCCCGAGAAUGACGAUACACGCUUCAUCUUCGAUCGCGAGGUGUACCAGAUCGCCCUGCGCUUCGACGUGCCGGAUCUCAUGACUCUGUCCUUUGAGCGCUUCCAGUCUUCGCUCGCCGCGCCGAACGCGUGGACCGACCAAUCCUUCCGCAACCUCCUCUUCACCCAAUGGCAAGGUGAAGCCGCCUCAACUGAGCCCAAGGCGCUCAAAGCUCUCUCAGCGCAACUGGUGAAGAUACACAUCGACGACCCAUUGGCUGUUGGCAGCGCUCGGAGACUGAAGGAUGUCUACAAGGCACUUCCGACACUCCAGGAUUUCAUCGGCGACACUGCUUCCAAGGGCUCUUCCGGAAGAUCAGGAAACCCGUUCUGGUCGAGGAGCGACCCUUCUGCUCGGAGCUCACGGCAGUCAGGCUAUGCUGGUUCGGGGAAAGACUCGACUCAAGGCGCGACCAACCGCAAGCCAAAGUACGAGACGUACAGCGUCCACCUUCGACCGAACAAGACAGCCUGUCAUGAAGCUCGAUCUGAACGACGAGGAGCCAUCUUGGAGGUGGAGGAGGAAACGAACGAGCAAUGGCCGGUGCCCGGAGUCGGAACGUGGGCUCAGUCAUGGUGCGAGAAGCCUGGUGAGACUCAGGCUGGUGAGACUCAGGCUGGUGAGACUCAGGCUGGUGAGACUCAGGCUGGUGAGACUCAGGCUGGUGAGACUCAGGCUGGUGGUGAGCAGGCUGGUGGUGAGCAGGCUGGCUUCGUUCCCGAUGCUGGCGCUGCUGGCAACAGUUGGUGGUGA
Zymoseptoria tritici IPO323 is the source of this 1086-nucleotide messenger RNA. RefSeq lists its product as uncharacterized. Bases 1 to 1086 code for a protein of 361 amino acids. The transcript has 4 exons. NCBI's taxonomy places the organism in Eukaryota, Fungi, Ascomycota, Dothideomycetes, Mycosphaerellales, Mycosphaerellaceae. The record is from RefSeq and is a predicted model, not a curated record. Gene Ontology annotation, molecular function: protein binding.